AUGGCGACAGCGUCUAUUUCUACGUAUACCAAAGAAACAGCCAACUACGCCCGGUUGUGUCGACUACUGGUGGAUAUAGGUUCGGAAGUACUAAGAGACACAUUCGAUAGACUGCGUCCAACAGGAAGCCUUGACAAAGUUUUGAGUACUCCUCCAGUAAUUUCUAAGCUUAAUGACUUAAGAAAGAAACGAGUUCUCAACCUGCAGCAGUUGGCAAUAGUCACGUCAUCGUUGGUGUCAUCAAAGCAAUUUGACAUUUCCUUGCUAGCUGUCCUUCUUAAGAAUAUCUGUGGCCUUUCUCCUCCAGCUUCUGGCUGGAACAGUCUUCCGCAUGUGGCAGACAAUGCAAAGGCAGCCGAUAUUGUCCGUAUUACAAUCCACCGGAACGAAGUGUUUGCCCACGCCAAACAGGCUUCUGUUGAUGACGUACAAUUUGAAUUGCACUGGAAAAAUAUCAAGGGGACUUUGGUGAGACUCGGAGGAAACGCCUAUGAGGCGAUCAUUGAUAAAAUGAAAACUGAGGGGAUUGACCCUGAGAAGGAGAAUUACUAUCAACAGCUUCUGAAAGAAUGGAAGGAAAAUGAAGAAAGUGUCAUGGAAGAGCUUGGUGAAAUCAAAGGUCAUCUGGGGACCAUCGAUUGCCAAAUACAAAAGCUGGGCGAGAAAUUAGAUUUUGCGAUGCCAGUCGUAUUAUCUGCAGAAGAACAUGACGUUCAAGAAUAUAAAGCUCGUCUAGAAAAGCUCUACAUCAACUCAAGCCAGGUUAACAUCACGCCUUGGGAUCCUGACAACACCGUACACAUCGAUGAGAUUUACACAGAGCUGUUUUGGGUCAGAGAUUACCGGAGGCCAAGUGGAAAGAAAGAGAAGAAACUCGACGAUUAUUCCGACGUCUUAAAAGAGCAGAAGAGCAACUCACACUCAAACAGAUUCCUUAUAUAUGGUUUACCUGGGAUCGGAAAAUCCACCUUUGCUCAGAAAAUCGCUCUCGACUGGGCAAAAGGCAAAAAGCAAAUCCUUAAGAAGUUUGAUCUGCUGCUCAUGAUCCCGUUGCGGAAUGUUUGCGAUAGUAUAACAUUAGGUGAUAUUUUAAUUGAAGCCAAGCUAUUUUCAGCGGAAGAUCAAAGAUUCAUUGACGGUCUCACCAGGUACAUCCGUGAUUGCCAGGAUAAAGUUUUGCUGGUUUUGGAUGGCUUUGACGAGUAUAGCGCAAGCGGGAAGUCGCUAGUGGUAAAUCGCAUUUGGAUGGGGGAGGAGCUCCGAGAUUGCUCCGUGAUUUUGACGACGCGAUCCGUAAAGGAAGAUAACACCAAACGAUUUAGCCACGCGCAGUUUCAGAUCAAAGGAUUUGACUGGGCUCGGAUUAAAGAGUUCGCGAUGAAGAUACUUGAAGAUGAGCAAGAAGUAGAAAUGUUUCUGAAUUACAUAAAGAAGCACACACUGAUGGAGAUUGCAGAAAUCCCCCUUCUUCUACUGAUGCUUUGUUUGGUCUGGAAGGAGAAAGAUCGCAAAGUGUUACCGGAGGCGAAAGUACACCUGUACAAAGAGUUCAUUCAAACCCUGUUCAACCACGUGGCUGCGAAAGUCAACGAAGGUACGUUUGAAAGUAUCCAUGACUACCAGAGAGAUCUUGAACAAGUGGGAGAGCUGGCAUUUGAAGCUUUACUGAGAAAUUCUCUUGAGUUUGAUUAUGAACAGCUUCCUAUCGAACUUCUGGGUAGCAAAUUGCUAACCGUUGGUGUUAUUCAAAUCGUAAAGCUCUUCAGCGCAAAGCCAAUGAAGAAGGUUGCCUUUCUACAUAAAUCCAUUCAAGAGUUUUUGGCAGCUUGGUUUAUCAUUCACAGGCUAAUUCCCUCCUCCACAGACGAUCUCUCAUGCAUGCAAGCCAUAGAUUCCCCUAGAAAAGUGGUCGACUUUCUUGAAGUCCUUAAGUUUGUCUGCGAGUGGUCACCGGAAAGUUCGAUAGCAGUAUUGCAGCACCUUAAAUCUUUGCGGAAAGGCCAAAAUUCCUCUGAGGUCAAAAUCGGAAAAACCCUAUUCCUGGAGGAUCUACCGGAUGAUGAAAAGAAGUUGUUACAGCUAAGCUUAGAGUGCUUUAUUGCAACACCCAAUGAGUCAAAGGCAGAUGUCUACCCGUCACUUUUGAGUUCUGUCAGCGGCGUUUUGGUUAUACCAGAAACACUCCUGCCUCGAGUUGCCGACAGUCAUAUUGUUAAGUGUGACGCCCGUCCUAAUUAUGUUCUCUUCGAUUUCCCAAAGCAUCCAUCUCUGAAAGACCGCGAUUACAUGGCCUCCAUCAUGGACGACCUUAAUUCAGUACUCGAAAUUACUCCAGAGGAAAAAAAGGCAUCGGAUUUCGUAGGAAGGCAGACCAAAAGCGAAGUAUUGGCCUCAAUGUUCCUAAAGUGCAAGGAAGAUAAGAUGUAUCUUUACUUCUCUCAGAUUUCCAGUGUAGUAAUUGGAGCAUUACAGGAGGCAACACCACCAACGAUGGGUACUUUUCAUCAGAAACUCACAGAUCAUGAGAAAUCACGAGACAGUCAUGGGGUAACCAAAGUAGAUGAGCAGCACUGCUUUUCAUUGGCGAAAAAAAUUGACAUUGGUGAAAUACAUUGUAAAGCUGUCCAUGUUAUUACUAAUGUUGUGCCCCUUCUUGCCAGACCUCACGAGGUAGCGUUGCGAAGCGUUCAUGAACCUUCACAGCCUCAGGAGAUUGAUGCUCUUGUGUCGGGAAUAAGCAUAACGGAGUGUCUUCAAUGCUUGAGACUCCACAAAAUAUGCUUGACAGCACAAUCGCUGCCCAUUCUAACAGCUGGCUUCCAUAAGGCUAGUAACCUGGAAAAGUUGUACCUAUCUGAAAAUCCGCUGGGGAGCAGUAUUAGAUGCCUAGCAGACAAUCUACAUCACCUGCAACAGCUGAAUGUCUUGGAGUUGUCAAAUGUGCGUAUGGACGAACGAGCCUUCUCAGACCUUGCCAAUUCCUUGUACCAUGUUCCUCAUUUGAAAGUACUUUCUGUGUCUCGAAACCAGUUGGGAACCUCGAUCUCAGGGUUGGCAGAUAAUUUGGAGUAUAUUCCUCACCUUACUGAUCUGGAACUGAGUGAUACCAAAAUGGAUGAAGAAGGAGCAAGGUCCCUCGCCAAAGGCUUACAAUUUCUUUCAAAGUUAGAAAAUCUGGAUAUUUCCCACAAUCCUCUGGGAAGUGCAGUUGUUGCGAUUGCAGAAAAUCUUUUCAGAGCAGCCUGCCUAACUGAGCUCAAUAUGAAUGACACAAAGAUGGGUGUCGAAGAGAUUACAGAGCUAACUAGCUAUCUUAGGUCCUUUCAAACUCUUAAAACACUAUCCGUUGGUUACAAUCCAUUGGCACAGGGAGUGUGUGAUCUCAUCGAGAAUCUCUGCAAGAUCUCAAAACUCAAACGACUGAAUAUAGAGAACGUUGAGAUGGGCGAAAAUGAAGUAGAUCGUGUCAAAAACGUUUGGAAAAGAAACCAAAGUCUGAUCAUUGCCAACGAUUAUUUCGAUGAAAAAGGAGAGCCGAAAAAAGGAAAAAAGGUGGAAAAAAUUGUCUAUGUAACUAGAGGAGUGGCAGCCUAUGGCGACAUUGACGCCUAUGAUGAGAAUGAUCCCCGCUAUGACGACUUUGGCAACGAAGAACAUUAUGAUCCCAUGCAAGACGACUUUGACAACGAAGAAGAUGAUGAUCCCAAGCAAGACGACUUUGACAACGAAGAAGAUUAUGAUCCCAUACAAGACGACUAUGACAACGAAGAAGAUUAUGAUUCCAUGCAAAACGACUUUGACAACGAAGAAGAUUAUGAUCCCAUACAAGACGACUAUGGCAACGAAGAUUAUGAUUCCAUGCAAGACGACUUUGACAACGAAGAAGAUUAUGAUCCCAUACAAGACGACUAUGACAACGAAGAAGAUUAUGAUCCCAGGCAAGACGACUUUGACAACGAAGAUUAUGAUCCCAUACAAGACGACUAUGACAACGAAGAUUAUGAUUCCAUGCAAGACGACUUUGACAACGAAGAAGAUUAUGAUCCCAUACAAGACGACUAUGACAACGAAGAAGAUUAUGAUCCCAGGCAAGACGACUUUGACAACGAAGAUUAUGAUCCCAUACAAGACGACUAUGACAACGAAGAUUAUNUGAAAAGGAACAGUCAUACUGGUGUCAUCUCAUCGAAAAACGAUUACUCCGUCGAAAUUCCAAAGGAGAAACCGCAGAAAUUCAUUAAGUUAAAGCCCCAUCAAAUCCCCUCAUGUCUAGGAAAAGAUGAAAAAGGAGAGCCGAAAAAAGGAAAAAAGGUGGAAAAAAUUGUCUAUGUAACUAGAGGAGUGGCAGCCUAUGGCGACAUUGACGCCUAUGAUGAGAAUGAUCCCCGCUAUGACGACUUUGGCAACGAAGAACAUUAUGAUCCCAUGCAAGACGACUUUGACAACGAAGAAGAUGAUGAUCCCAAGCAAGACGACUUUGACAACGAAGAAGAUUAUGAUCCCAUACAAGACGACUAUGACAACGAAGAUUAUGAUUCCAUGCAAGACGACUUUGACAACGAAGAAGAUUAUGAUCCCAUACAAGACGACUAUGACAACGAAGAAGAUUAUGAUCCCAGGCAAGACGACUUUGACAAACUAUGA
Stylophora pistillata is the source of this 4644-nucleotide messenger RNA. Its product is annotated as NLR family CARD domain-containing protein 4. The record is from RefSeq and is a predicted model, not a curated record. NCBI's taxonomy places the organism in Eukaryota, Metazoa, Cnidaria, Anthozoa, Scleractinia, Pocilloporidae. Gene Ontology annotation, molecular function: protein binding; ATP hydrolysis activity.